Messenger RNA from Peromyscus leucopus (white-footed mouse), 2679 nucleotides. RefSeq names its product lymphatic vessel endothelial hyaluronan receptor 1 (gene Lyve1). Gene Ontology annotation, molecular function: transmembrane signaling receptor activity; hyaluronic acid binding. The transcript has 6 exons. The record is from RefSeq and is a predicted model, not a curated record. The coding region runs from base 147 to 1157 and encodes 336 amino acids. Gene Ontology annotation, cellular component: plasma membrane. Lineage: Eukaryota; Metazoa; Chordata; Mammalia; Rodentia; Cricetidae. Gene Ontology annotation, biological process: cell adhesion.
CAUUUCCUCUAGUGAUUUUGACAAAUCAGGAGCUUGAAGGCAGGGAAAUCCUCCACAUAUUUCCAGAACUCUUCAUCCAGCCUGGUGACUGAGCAUCUGUCUCGCUUACAGCUGUGGCCAGCUGCAGUGCUCUGAGGAGCUGCACGAUGCUCAAGCACAUUAGCCUGACGCUGCUCCUCGCCUCUACUUGGACCACUAGGCUCCUGGUCCAAGGUGCCAUCUCAGUGCAAGAGCUUUCCGUUUCUGCAUGCAGAUACAAGGGGGUCGCCCUUGUGGCCAGAAAGGCAAGCGCACAGAUGAAUUUCACAGAAGCCGAGGAGGCCUGUAAGGUGCUGGGACUAACCCUGGCCAGCAAGGACCAGCUGGAAGUAGCGCAGAAGUCCGGCUUUGAGACUUGCAGCUAUGGGUGGAUUGGAGGACGGAUCACUGUCAUCCCUCGGCUUUUCCCAAACCCCAAGUGUGGGAGGAAUGGGAAAGGGGUCCUGAUUUGGAAGGUUCCCCUCAGCCAAAAGUUCAGAGCUUAUUGUCACAACUCAUCUGACAUCUGGGCUAACUCGUGCAUUCCAGAAAUCAUCACCACAUUCGAUCCCAUGUUUGACACUCAAACACCCACAAUGGAGUUCCCUGUCAGCAGCAGCGCCUACUCGGCUUCAUCCCCGGACUUCAUGACUCACACUCCGGCUACCACCCGGGCUCCGGCUAUCACCCGGGCUCCGGCUACCUCCCGGGCUCCGGCUACCACCCGGGCUCCACCUUCCACCAUCAUGGUACGGAAGACGAAGGUGGUCUGUAACACGGAAGUUUAUACGGAACCUAACACCGUAGUUGCGACAACCGAACAAUCUGUUGAAAGUGGAAAAGCAUUCAAGAAUGAAGCAGCUGGGUUUGGAGGUGUCCCCACAGCCCUGCUGGUGCUGGCCCUCCUCUUCUUUGGUGCUGCAGCUGCACUGGCUGUUUGCUACGUGAAAAGGUAUGUGAAGGCCUUCCCUUUCACAAACAAGAAUCAACAGAAGGAAAUGAUUGAAACCAAGGUUGUGAAGGAGGAGAAAGCCGAUGACAUCAACUCUAAUGAAGAAUCCAAGAAAACUGAUAAAAACCCAGAGGAGCCCAAGAGUCCACCCAAAACUACGGUGCGAUGCUUAGAAGCUGAAGUUUAGAUGAGAGAGAGCUGGGAAGGUCCAGCUAGGGCAAGUUUCAUGCCAGGGAACCAAAGAAGCCAGCCACUAAUGGUUCCUAAUUAAAAAAAGACUACGGAGUCCUUCAAACGGAGGCCUCUCCUUACUGCAAUCUUCUCCGGACUCUGCCCUCCCUACCUCCAACCCUGCCACAGCCUCCCUAGCCUGUCUGUCUCUCGGCAGUCCAGAGAGUGGAGGAGGCUUUCAAACACUGGACCCUAACACAGCUCCUCUGCUUACAGUCAUAUACAAGCCUCCAAGCUGCCUGACACCAGGGCCAGAGUCCCUGAGACGUGGCCAGCCCCAUAGUCCAAAAUCUUCCUACAGGGAAACACGCCACCUUGCCAGGUGCUCUGGAACCAGGCACAAGUGAAAUAAAGAGAGCAACAGGAGGUCAUGGAGAACCUGGUGACUUGAGACCUAAUCUCUGGGAAGCCAAAAUAAACAGAGCACUAGAAGGGAUCCAGGUACUGAUAGCAGCCUUGUUGGCAGACUGUAAAUACAGGCUGGGGCCGGGGAGCCACUCCGGAAACAGACACGAAUCACGUUUUAGAACAUAGACACACUUUCUCUUCUCUCUACUGUUGCUGCUGUUCCCUAUAGACAAAUACACUUUUCUAUGAAACCAAAAAAAGAGGGCACAGGGGAUUGUCUCUGUGGCAGAGCAUUUACCUGGCACAAAGCUCUUAGUCCAAUCCCCCAGAACCUGCCCACCCCCACAUACACACAAUGAAACAAACAAAAACGUACAUUUCCAUUUUUACCUGUUACAGAACCCAUUAUGAGAAAACAACUAUGUUUAAAGAUAAUAAAGUAAAAAAGAAAAAUGUCAGAUAAUCUACCACAGGCUGAGAAUUCUUUAUCUGACUGAAAUGCUUGGAACCAACAGUGUUAUGAAUUUCAGAUUAUGUUUGAAGUCUGGAAUACUUGCAUCUACAUAAUGAUAUAUUAGAGGGACUCAGUCUAAAUAUGAAAUUUAUUUAUGUUUCAUGUAUACAUGUACACAUAGCCUUGUGGUAAUUUCAUACAAUAUUUUAAAAAUAACUUUGCACAUGAGAUAAAGUUUCAUGGUGUGGCAUUUUCCCCUGGGGGCAUCAUGUUGACUCUCAAACAGUUUCAUAUUUGGUAAAAGUUUGAUUUUUCAGAUUUUUGGACUAAAGAUGUCAGGUGCUAGGUAAGGUAUGACAUUCUGUAAUUGAAUAGUGUUCAUCAUAUAGUUGUGUAUAGUGGAGUGUUGUCUGAAACUAAUAUUUUUCCAGUUUUGAUAUCCUUAGCUUAUCUACUUCUAAACUAAUAUUUUGUUGCUGAGACUAAUCCAUUCAUUUUUCUCUAAUACAGCAACUACUACAACCUUAAUUUAUUAUUAACAUAUUUGAAAGUAUAUUCUUACCUCUACAUAACAACACAUAUCUUUGUGUGCCUUUAACAAAUGUAUUACCAGCUCUCAUUUUCUCAGUAAGAAGAACCUGAGAGGUGAAGAAAUAAAUACUGCUUUGCUGUGGGA